Oryza sativa Japonica Group (Japanese rice) is the source of this 1497-nucleotide messenger RNA. The record is from RefSeq and is a predicted model, not a curated record. Lineage: Eukaryota; Viridiplantae; Streptophyta; Magnoliopsida; Poales; Poaceae.
CUUGUAGUCCAUCAGGGAGAUCUCUCCGGAUGAGUAGGCCGGAAUGAAUUUUAUUUUUUUUAAAGAAAAUGUCGAUACAAUAUGACAAUUAGUCGUAAAAUCGGUAUGCGCCUUAUCUUCGAAUACUCCAUUACCAUUUUAAAAGAUGACAAUCCAAUAUGACGCCUUCUGUUCUCCGAAUACGUAAUUUUCCGUUGGAAAAGAGGUAAACCCAAACCAAAAACAGAUUAUCCGAUUCGAAGUUUCGAACUCGCCACUACGUAUCCGAAUCCGAAUACGAUUAGAACGAUCGUCAUCUCUACUAUAUAACGAUGUCUCCCCGUGGAUCUCAUGAACCCCCGAUCUCUCUCUCUCAAGCCACACCGAGUAGCACGUACGACUGCACGAAGCGGCAGAGAGGCUAGGGCCGACGUGCAUUACGCAAGUGCUCGCGAGGUGGCAACAAUGACCAGCGAAUCGCCGGCCAUGGCGACGGCGCCGGUGCCGGAGCCGGAGCCGCAGCCGGAGCUGUCCACGGCGGCGGCCAGACGGCAGGAUGAGGAGCGGAAGACAGCGCUCAGGAUCAUCCGCAACGAGCUGAGGCUGCUCUGGCGUGACCCGCCGCCGUACUUGCGGCCCGGGCCGGAGCCCGUGACGGACCCCUUCCACUGGGAGGUGGUCAUCGACGGCCCCGCCGGCACCCCCUACGCCGGCGGCACGUUCCCCGUCGACAUCCAGCUCCCCGCCGCCGGCUACCCCUUCGUCCACCCCAAGGUCACCUUCAAGACUCUGGUUUUGACUUUUACGAAACUUGCUCUUUCAAAAAAAAUUGCAUGGAUCGAAUUUGAGUGCUUGUCUCUGCAACCGCAGGUAUACCAUCCCAACAUCGACGAGGAAGGGAACAUGGUGCUGGACGCCGAGAGCUGGAGCUGCGCCACCAAGCUCCGCGGCCUCCUCAUCGGCUUCGUCUCCGUGCUCUACGACCCGCUGCUCGACUACCCGAUCAACUACGACAUCGCCGAGCAGUACGCGUACGACUACGAGCGGUACGAGGCGGAGGCCAGGGCGUGGACGCGGGAGUUUUCCUCGGCGCCCGUCGUCUCGCACUACCCGCCCAACGCCGUCGUCGGCAGGACGCCGCCGGCCGUUCCUCACUUCCCGGCGACGGCAGCCAGGAGAAGAGCGGAAGCGGAAGCUAGGAGAAGAGCUGCUGCCGCUGCUGCAUCUUCAGGUUCAGGUGAGAGCCUGUGGAGGAGGGUAAUUGGGUAUAUUCAGAGCUGGUCUCCUUACCGGCUACUUCAUACAGACUAGCUGAACAAACUCGAGGAAAAUUCUGUGUAGAAUGGUUUAUAUGUUUACUGUAUUGAGACUUGAGAGGUAUAUAUAUAUACCUCUAAUGUGGCUGUAAAGAAUUUGUACGUGAUUAGUACAGGAAGGCUGUGCUGACGAGAGUUUGUCUGAGCGACUGGUAUUGUUCGAUGAGUUGGCAUCUUUAAGACUUUAGGUCUAUAUUGAGAC